GGAGAAGGAAGAAAGGGAUGGAAAAUAUUGUGUGUGCAGGGAUGCAUUUGUUAUCUGCAUGUCCGGGGAGCACUGGGCUGGGGAAGGGCAGGGUUUGUUUCUGCAUGUGAAAACUGAGGUUUGGGAAUGUUCUUUUCCCCUUAUGUGAAGAUUAUUCUUUAGCCCUGCAAGGGCCACAACUUUUUCUGUGUGGCUGACAGAAUUACCCGACGAGCCUGGGCAGGAGGCUGGGAACAAGGAACUUGUGUUUCACUCCGUGCUGCCUGUUCUUCCUCCCCUCGUUCCCUUAGCACCAGUGCAAGCACCAGAACAAGCAUCAGCAUUUUUACUCCUGUGUCAUCCCACUGUUCCGAGCAGGUCUAGACGACAUUGUGGUAUGCAGGCUGCCAGCUGGGUUACAGGAAUGCUACCCUAGGUGAAACAGCAGGAUUUUUAAGGAGUGUCAAGCCUUGAAAAAACAAGGUUGGAAAACUUGAUCUGAGCAGCACCUCCCUGACAUAUGAUACUAUCUCCAAACAGCCCCUGACAAGUGAACCCUCUCAUUGAAAUCAUAAUGGUGAAUAACACUGAAGACCCUCAAGAGGCUUUGUAGCGUCCCAUCCUCAUGUAAAGUAUGCUCAGAACUUUUCCAGUAGUCCUGCUGGAAACCAUGUCUCACUACACAGACGAGCCAAGAUUCACCAUAGAACAAAUCGACCUCCUGCAGCGCCUGAGACGCACGGGAAUGACCAGGCACGAGAUCCUGCACGCCCUGGAAACCUUGGACCGUCUGGACCAAGAGCACAGCGACAAAUUCGGGAGGAGAUCAGGCUACGGAGGAGGCUCCUACAGCAACAGCACCAACAAUGUGCCGGCAUCGUCCUCCACGGCCACGGCUUCGACACAGACGCAGCACUCCGGGAUGUCACCGUCCCCGAGCAACAGUUACGACACCUCCCCACAGCCUUGCACUACGAACCAGAACGGGAGGGAGAGUAACGAGAGGUUGUCUGCUUUCAACGGGAAGAUGUCACCCACCCGCUACCCCCUGGCAAACAGCAUGGCCCAGAGGUCCUACAGCUUCGAGGCUUCCGAGGAGGAUCUGGACAUCGAUGACAAAGUGGAGGAGCUGAUGAGGAGGGACAGCAGUGUGAUAAAGGAGGAAAUCAAAGCCUUCCUCGCCAACCGGAGAAUUUCCCAAGCAGUUGUUGCACAGGUAACAGGUAUCAGUCAGAGCCGGAUCUCCCAUUGGCUGUUGCAGCAGGGGUCAGACCUGAGUGAACAGAAGAAAAGGGCAUUUUACAGAUGGUACCAGCUUGAGAAGACAAAUCCUGGGGCUACACUAAGCAUGAGACCUGCUCCCAUGCCAAUAGAAGAGCCAGAAUGGAGACAGACACCUCCCCCAGUCACAGCUACCUCUGGGACCUUCAGACUACGGCGAGGCAGUCGGUUCACGUGGAGAAAGGAGUGCCUGGCUGUUAUGGAGAGUUACUUCAAUGAGAAUCAAUAUCCCGACGAGGCAAAGAGAGAAGAAAUUGCCAACGCCUGUAAUGCAGUUAUACAAAAACCAGGAAAAAAAUUAUCGGAUUUGGAGCGAGUUACCUCCCUCAAAGUGUACAACUGGUUUGCCAACAGGAGGAAGGAGAUCAAGAGAAGAGCCAAUAUUGAAGCAGCAAUCCUGGAGAGCCAUGGAAUAGAUGUACAGAGUCCAGGGGGUCAUUCCAACAGCGACGACGUGGACGGCAACGACUACUCAGAGCAGGACACUUGGCAAGUACGCAACGGGGAGGAGGAGGGACGAUGUUCCGAGGGAGGCAGAGAAGCAGAGAAGGUAGAAGAAGACAGGAGGAUCUGCUCCAAACAAGAUGACAGCACUAGCCACAGUGACCACCAAGACCCCAUUUCUUUAGCUGUGGAGAUGGCAGCAGUCAACCACACCAUCCUGGCACUGGCCCGGCAAGGAGCCAACGAGAUCAAGACAGAAGCUCUGGACGACGACUGAUGCCAAGAAAGGGGAGGGUCAAAGCAAGAAGUAACUUAGUUUUAGACGUAGCACCUUAGCAGACUUUCCUCGGUCCUUAAUAUGUGUUCUUACAGUAUAACUUUGCAGUUUCUUGUACGUCAGUUAGCUGUUAGGGUCUUGUUCUGUGAAGAUGGCAUGGUGCCCUCAGCCUUUGCAUAUACUCUCUCAGUAUUAAUUCCCAAUAAAUAAUCAAUCAACCAACCAACCUCCCUCUCCCGGCCCCCAGUGGCUAGAAAGGUAAAAUC
Sturnus vulgaris (Common starling) is the source of this 2247-nucleotide messenger RNA. The record is from RefSeq and is a predicted model, not a curated record. Lineage: Eukaryota; Metazoa; Chordata; Aves; Passeriformes; Sturnidae.